AGAGUCUAUCCUUAUCUCUCCGUUUCCAAGAGAGAGUGAAGAAGAUAUUUUGUGAGAUGUUGGCGAGAGCUCCACCUCCGUCAGUUACUUUUCCGGCGAGGAAUAAAGUUUGUAAUCGGAGAGAGAUCGUGCGGCUGUUUCGCAACGGAGGAGGAGUGAUAACGAGAGCCGGUUUCACUCGUCGGCCACUGGAGGCUUCAUGCUCGAAUGAGGUCGUUAGCGACUCCACCGACGAUGGAUUCAUCGUAAUCAAAGCGGAACACCGCGAGACGGAGCUCUAUCCUCCGCCUCCUCCUCCGCCUUCGAUUCCGCCGUCAGAAUCUUCGAGAAGAAAUGGUUCGCGUUCGAGAGGAGUAACCGCGAGUUUCGGGAGGCUAAAGGCGCAGAAAGUGAAGGCUCUCGUUGGUAAGGUAACGCAGAAGAAGCAGCAAGUGAGUCGUAAUGAGGAAGAAGAAGACGAGGAUGAUGAUAUAUUUGAGGAUGAAGAGUUUGGUGGAUCAUCAAUUCUUGAUUUGAUGAGGAAGAAGUUGGCUAUGAAGGCUAUUCCUAGUUCAGGAAAAUCUUCAGAGGUGAAAAGAUUCAGCAGAGUGCGGGAAUCUAGAGAGCUAAGAGAUACAGAUAGAUCUCAGACUAAUGAGAGAGAUUCAAACGGUUAUGCUGCUGCUAACUCCAGGGGUAGAGGAGAUAGGCCUUCGAAUGCGAAAAAUUUAGAUACAUUCAAGGGGAGUGACAGAGCUGCUGGUGAGUUUGCAAACCCUCGGAAGUUUAGUGAUAACGAGAGAGCAGGAUCAAGGAGUUCAUAUUCAAAAGAUUCCUCUGCUGCUAAUUCUAGGGGUAGAGAAGAUAGGCGUUUUGUUAACAAAGAGUCAGAUACAUAUCAGAGACGUGAUAGAGCUACUACGGAUGAGUUUUCAGAUGCUCGGUAUUUCAAUGAUAAUGAGAGAGCAGGGUCGCAUUAUUCAUAUUCAAGAGGCGGUGCUGGUAACUCCAGGGGUUGGGGUGAUAGGCGUUCUGUUGUAUACGCAAGAGAUAUGGAGGAUUGGAGAGAGAGAGGGAAUAAAACCAAGUCUACUAGGGAAACCGGCUUUUUUAGCCGCAAAAGUUUUGCAGAGGUUGGAUGUAGUGAGGGUAUGAUGAAGGCCUUAAAGGAGAAUAAUUUUGAUCGACCGGCUCAUAUUCAGGCUCUGGCUUUUGCGCCAGUUGUUGAUGGAAAGAGUUGUAUCAUAGCUGACCAAAGUGGAUCAGGCAAGACACUGGCAUAUCUUGUACCUGUUAUCCAGCGUCUCAGGGAAGAGGAACUUCAAGGACUGAGCAAAUCGUCUUCUGGUUGUCCUCGUGUGAUUGUUCUGGUACCAACCGCAGAGUUGGCCUCCCAGGUUCUUGCCAACUGUAGAUUAAUAUCAAAGUCUGGGGUCCCGUUCCGUUCCAUGGUAGUGACUGGUGGUUUCAAACAACGAACCCAGCUCGAAAAUUUAGAGCAAGGUGUGGACGUUUUGAUUGCAACACCAGGGCGUUUCACGUACCUUAUGAAUGAAGGAAUUUUGGGGCUGUCAAAUUUGAGAUGUGCCAUAUUAGAUGAGGUGGAUAUACUCUUUGGCGACGAGGAGUUUGAGUCAGCCCUGCAGAAUCUGAUCAGUUCCUCCCCUGUGACUGCGCAGUAUCUGUUUGUUACAGCAACCUUGCCCCUCGAGAUAUACAACAAACUUGUUGAAGUUUUCCCUGAUUGUGAAGUUGUAAUGGGACCUCGCGUGCACCGUGUUAGCAAUGCCCUCGAAGAGGUUCUUGUUGACUGCAGUGGAGAUGAUUAUGCAGAGAAAACUCCUGAGACUGCUUUUCAGAACAAGAAAGCGGCUCUCCUUCAGAUUAUCGAGGAAAACCCUGUUGCCAAGACUAUCAUCUUCUGCAAUAAGAUUGAGACAUGUAGGAAAGUUGAGAAUAUAUUCAAGCGGCUUGAUAGAAACGAAAGGCAGCUGCACGUCCUACCGUUUCACGCAGCACUCGCACAAGGGGCAAGGCUUACAAACAUGGAAGAAUUCACCUCGUCUCAUCCCGAAGAUCAUUCACUGUUUCUGGUCUGCACGGAUAGAGCUUCUCGUGGGAUAGAUUUCUCCGGUGUUGAUCAUGUGGUGCUGUUUGAUUUUCCGCGUGACCCGAGUGAAUACGUAAGACGUGUUGGAAGAACAGCGAGAGGUGCUAGAGGAGAAGGAAAGGCUUUCGUCUUUGUAGUGGGGAAACAAGUAACGUUGGCAAGGAGGAUCAUUGAGAGGAACCAGAAGGGUCAUCCGGUUCAUGAUGUCCCAAACGCUUACGAGUUCACAACCUGAACUUUAAGGUGAACUCUUCGUGGUCUCCUUCCCCUUUGUACAAUCUCUCUGUGUUGAGAGAAACAAGAAAGGUCUUUCGGUUCAUGAUGUCCCAGAUGCUUACUGACAAGAACGUACUAAUUACGAUACAACUGGCGUUAGUAAUUCCUUUUUGAUGUAAUGUUUGUAAGCAUUCUAAUGGGCACCUAUUGGGCCAUUUGGGCCUCAAGUUACAAUUUUUCUGUAUUUCA
This is a messenger RNA of Brassica oleracea var. oleracea, 2554 nucleotides long. Its product is annotated as DEAD-box ATP-dependent RNA helicase 50. Gene Ontology annotation, molecular function: ATP binding; nucleic acid binding; RNA helicase activity. The record is from RefSeq and is a predicted model, not a curated record. The coding region runs from base 57 to 2324 and encodes 755 amino acids. Lineage: Eukaryota; Viridiplantae; Streptophyta; Magnoliopsida; Brassicales; Brassicaceae. The transcript is spliced from 8 exons.